CAAAAUUGAAAAUUCAGAAAUUGUUAUUACAAUUACAUUACAAGUUUUUUUUGGCAAUAAAUAUGCAAGAACAGCUAAAAACCACACAAAUAUGAAACAAACACAAUGCAGAUUUGCGAAAAAUUGUUUAUAUAACGUUUAAACGUAAGACUGACUGCUAUUCCUUUCAAAAAUAAAACAAAUACGCCAUGCCUGAAAACCUCGAGCUCCAACAACUAGUUGACGAGGAGGCCGAAGAAGAGUUAAGAUUCCAACAGCCAAAAACUCUAAAAUGCCGCAAGUACCCUUACUUAGGAUUAAUAUUAGCUACUCUAAGUGCUCUCUUUUUCUCCCUAUGUUCGGCGAUAGUCAAGUGGAUGUCCGAUAUAAAUCCUAUGGCUCUAGCUGCUUACAGAUUCUUAGGAGUACUUUUACCAACCAUCCCCAUACUUAUAUACCAUCAAAAGCCUUGUUUUCCUAAAGAUAAACGUAUAAUGUUAAUUUUAAGAUCAUUCACAGGCACAACUGCGUUGAUGCUUAGUUUCUAUGCUUUCAGACAUAUGCCCUUAAGUGAUGCUUCAGUGAUAGUAUCCUCAGUCCCAGUAUUCACUGCAAUAUUUGCUAGAAUGUUUCUAAAAGAACCUUGCGGCUGGUUCAGUAUUUUUUCUGUAAAUGUAACCUUAAUAGGAGUAGUUUUAAUUACAAGACCGCCCAUAAUUUUUGGUAAUACAAUAGAAUCUCUAGGUGAUAACGGGCAAGCACCUGAAAUUUGGGGUGCAGUAGCUGCCUUCAGUUCAACUUUGUUUGGGGCCAAUGCUUUUGUAAUAUUAAGGGCUUUAAAAAAUGUUCAUUUUUCAGUAAUAAUGACUAAUUUUGGAAGUUUUGCACUUGUCCAGUGCCUCAUUGUAACAUAUUUUCUUGGAGCCUUAUGUUUGCCCGUUUGCGGCGUGGACAGGUACUUAAUAGUGGCAUUGGCGUUGUUUAGUUUUUUGGGGCAAAUACUACUUACUGUCGCUUUGCAAAUGGAGCAGGCUGGACCUGUAGCCAUAGCAAGGAGUACUGAUAUCGUGUUUGCUUUUAUUUGGCAGGUUUUGUUUUUUGACGAAGUACCAAAUAGGUUUUCAAUUAUCGGAACUAUUUUGGUGAUGGCUUCUGUGAUUCUGACUGGGUUGAGAAAGUGGAUUAUGAUUUUGCCAUAUGAUGCAGCAAUAAGGAGGAGAUUUGGGUUUUUAACUAAAUAGACCAAUAACUACUUGGGUACAAGUUUAUUUUUAGGGGAUUGUGAUGUGAGGCUUUCAGGAUUUCUAUACCAAAGAAAAUUGUAUAAAAAAUAUCAAUUUUGCUGCCUGAUGGACCAGUAUUUAAAUUGUAGAUUUUUACAGGAUAUUGUUAUAGCUAUAUUGGGAUUUAUUUAUUUAAUUUCUUACAAGUUCACUUCUUGUUGCCUAGUUGUAUAACCUUUCCUAAGUAUUAAAAAUGCUUUUUCUAUUUAUAGGAACUUAUUAUUAUAUUUGAAUAAUAAUCACUAUAGAGGCAAGAUUCAAAUUUUCCAAUAACACAAAUUCGAUCCGUCUUAAAUUUCAACAACUAUAAAUGUUGGAAAAUUAGAAUCUUGUUAAUAUUUACUAUUUAGAACAUAUUUAUUAGGAACCUCAUAUAAAAUGAACAAUCAGAUAAGUGAGAAUUCUUACCUUAAAUAAUCCUAAUAGUCGGAAGUCAAAAUAUUAAGGCAUUUUCAAUAGAUUUGCUCGAUAAAUCAGGGCGCCGAGGGCGGAAAAUUUGUAUUUUCAUAACCAGGCAUUCUAUUCUAGCAGUAAGUAUAAAGGUGUCUUUGUUUCACCUUGAGUUUCUACAUCCGAAUUUUUUUGUAAUACCAUACCAUAAUUUAGGAACCAUACAUAACUUUAAUAGGUUUUAAAUUUGACAGUUGAUGGUUACAUGGAAUUGUGAAACUUUUUCUUUUGGAGGUGUAUUUCAAAUUUUACCUUCCUUGAGACUUUCAGAUCUGAAAAUAUAUUAUUAUAGUGUUGAGUUAAGAGUGUUAAGACAACCUAUUUCAGUUAGGUAGAUACUAUCUUUAAAUUAUAGAUUUGUAAGUGCUCAUCUAGAUUUAUUGAUUCUUAGUGCCAUUUUCAAGCUCCAUUCUUUCUACUGAGUAUUUAUUACUUAUUUAUUGUUUUUUUUUACUUAGUUUUAUACAAAUUAUAAAAGAGUUUUUAGAUCCUUACUUUUUUCUAGUCAACUCUAGUCAGUUAGAAUAAAAGCGAUUUUUGCUAUUAUUUAUUUUUUCAUUACUUAAUGAUUAGGUAUGUUGUUUUAAAUAAAGUAAAAUAACAAGAA
Messenger RNA from Ceutorhynchus assimilis (cabbage seed weevil), 2319 nucleotides. The record is from the annotation of a GenBank genome assembly. Lineage: Eukaryota; Metazoa; Arthropoda; Insecta; Coleoptera; Curculionidae.